Molecule: messenger RNA, 8288 nt
Organism: Zootoca vivipara (common lizard)
Lineage: Eukaryota; Metazoa; Chordata; Lepidosauria; Squamata; Lacertidae
Biological process (GO): endocrine pancreas development; regulation of DNA-templated transcription; central nervous system development
Cellular component (GO): nucleus
Molecular function (GO): sequence-specific double-stranded DNA binding; DNA-binding transcription factor activity, RNA polymerase II-specific
Source: RefSeq, a predicted model, not a curated record
UCAAGACCGUAGGGGAGCCGGUUGCUUCACCUUGGGGGUGUCACGGAGUGUUUUCUAGAGGCAAUGGAGAACACGAGUUUGUUAUCUACUUUUUCCUAAUCUGCCACCAAAUUAAGCAAAAUACGUAAAAAGCUUUGCUCUAUGGUUGUGGAACCAGUUUAAAUUAGCAUAGCUGCCAAGUCAUCCCUUUUUUUAAGGGAUUUCCCCUUAUGCUGAAUAGGCUUCCUCGCGAGAAAAGGGAAAACUUGGCAGCUAUGAAUUAGUAGGUAUUUUUUGGGGUGGGUGAGGCAAACAGAGCUCUUCAUCAGAAGGAACAGGGCCGGGUUUAGGCUAUAGGUAUGCGCAGAAUUAGGGCCCCGUGCGACUGAGAUUAUUGUGUCUUUCUCUUAUAAAGGAACAUUUGCUUUAGUACAGACCUCCCCAGGGGUACAAGGGCGCCCCUCGGUUUAGUUCUAGCAACCGGACAACAGUUCUUGAGUAUAAUACUGUGGCCACAUGUCAAAAAAUUAGCCUCUGUCCUGAAAAGGCUUUGCAGAACGGGGGGGGGGGGGUACUGUAGCUUUGCAAAUAUAAGCCCACAAGUUACUAGUCCUCAGCAUGUAUUGUGGAGAAGGAUUGCCCCCUAUUUCCCAGCUGAACAGCUGAAAAACCAGUGUGAUCUCCAUGUUACCCUAUGAAAGGACCCGCUAUGGUUCUCAAGACCGUAUCCUCUGGAAGCAGCCACCGCUAUUUCUGUAAGGGUUCUGCAGUAAAUGCACUGGGUGUGAGCGCUCCCUCCUAAAGAAGCCUACACUUUUAUUCAGGCUACUUCAGAACAGCCUUCCAAAGCGUGUCAUUCAUUACUUGGGCAGCAGCUCCUGAUCCGCAGCGGUAUGGACAAAAGGGCCGCGAGCCAAUAGACAGGUGGGGAGGAGAUUUCAAACAAUUGCCUCGCGUGUCAGGCGAGAUCGGAGGCGGGAGGGAAAGGAGGAGCGACCGAGGAGAAGAAGUGGCUCCAGAGGAGGGGGCGAGCAGGUGCGUGUAAAGGAGCGGAAGCCUUUCCAAGCCGCCGACCGCGCGCGAGAAGAAGGGAGCCUGGAGUCUGCCUGGCCGCUGAGAGGAGAAGAUCUCGCCCUUGCGACGGCGUGCCGAAGGGGCUCGCCACUUCCCCCCAAAGGCUCCUGGGGAGCGGGGGCCAUGAUGCAGAAGGCCAUGGAGAAAUCUCAAAGCUUCCGCAUAGACGCCCUCUUGGCUGAGGAGCUCCCGCGACCCGCGCAGAGCGUUUCCCCCGAAAGCUCGACGGGGAGCCCGGGCUCCUGCGUACGGAACGAGACGCCUUCGCCGUGCGCGCCUUCCAUGGUGGCCCCGUUGCCUCCCGCCGCCUUUAUCCCCAAGCCCGGCUUGUUGAACUUUCCCCCUCCGGGACUGGGCGGCCUGCCCGCCAUGUACCCGCCCCCUCUCUACCCGAUCUCGGCUCUGGCCGGCCAGCACCCUGCUUUCGCUUACAGCGCCGCCUUCUCCCACCUGCCUCAGCCGGGUCCAGAGCACUUCAAGGCGUCCGCUGUCGCCGGGGCCGUCCCGCUGGAGCACUGGAUUCGCGCGGGGAUCAUGGCCCCCCGCUUUCCCGACUUCCACGUUGCCCCACAGUCUGGCCUGAUGGGCAAGUGCCGCCGACCUCGAACAGCAUUUACCAGCCAGCAACUCCUUGAACUUGAGAACCAGUUCAAGAUCAACAAGUACUUAUCAAGGCCCAAGCGCUUUGAGGUGGCCACGUCUCUGAUGCUAACUGAAACGCAGGUGAAAAUCUGGUUUCAGAACCGCAGGAUGAAGUGGAAACGCAGCCGGAAGGCCAAAGAGCAGGUGUCACAAGCUGAUGCUGAGAAACAGAGGGGCGUGAGCAAGGCCUCCGAGAAACUGCUGUCCGGAGAAGGGCGAGGGCAGGAGGAGGAAGAGGAGAGUGGGGGUGAUGAAUGCAGCAGCCACAGUGCUGGCACACAGUUCAUGCGCCACAGUGCUGACACCUUCAGCUACAGCCCAGGUUCCUCAUGCUCAGAGGAGGAAGAGGAGGUUCGAAGCCCUACUCACAGGGAGAUGAACUUGUUGAUAUGAGUGGACCAUAAGCCCAACAAGCAGGGCAGGGGGGGGGGGCGAUCCAGCAACCAACUCUAGAUCACUGAAAAAGGAUUGGUGCCCUCCUUUUGCUCAUAGACUAAAAAGACUCUGCCUGGGCUGGUGCCCUGGUGAAACUGUGCCACUUAACUUAUGUGUGUUUGGAAUAUAUUUAUCUUGUAAUUGUUCUAUUAGUGUAUUUGCAGCAGGGAGGGAAAGCACGCGCCUUGGGAUUUUCCUCACCAUGGUAUAAAGGCAUUUACUUCAGCAUACUAGCAAGCUGCGAUUUGCUUUGCUGUGGUUUCAAGGCAUUUUUCUCCCCAUCCAUGUAUUCUGACAAAGCCCUUCAUGACAGAACCUUUCCACCCUGCAAUUUAAUUGCUUCAGCCCUCGCUAAUGAGGAAGAGAGGGGGCUCUAGAUAUUGUCUCCACAAUGUUGGCUGGUGAGGAAAGGAGGAAAUCCCAGCCUCCUGGGUAGAAUAGAAUCCCUUUCAUUGGAGAAAGAAGAAAGAAGAACAUAUGUAGUUGGAGGUACUGAAAAACUGGUCCAGAACCUGAUGCAUUCACAAAUAGUUGAAAUGGAUGGUUUGGGGGAGGUACUUAGGAGCCAUUCGCAACAUGCUGAGGUUAGAGAUACUGCAUGGAAGAUGGAUUGCAAUAGUAACCCAGGUAGUAGGAAUUAUAAGCCCCUUUUAUGGCCAUUAGGGGGUUACAAACAGAUGUUCUGAUGCUCAUAUGAUGAUGCCAGGAAGAUAAGCAUGCAUAAGAUCAGGCUGCAAGUAGGAAGCAGAUUAGGUUACUUAAUUCACUUACUUUCCAUGUGUGUGGUCUUCCAGGGAAUGAGUUAUCAGUAUCAACUCUACAGGUAUUGCUGUGCUUUCACUAAGAUAUUGUAUUGCUUAUGCCAGGAGUAGCCAGCACGAUGCUCUCCAGAUGCUCUUGGUCUACAACUCUAAGUGGUCCUAAGCAGCAGGGCCAGUCAUCAGGAAUGAUGGAAGUUGUGGGGAAUGUUCAGGGUGGCAGGAGAAGAUAUAUUGUUUAUUAAUAUCCUUCCUAACUUGCACUAGCAAGUUCCUUUACUUAGCAGAGUGCAUUCCCCUUUACACAGCAGAAAACUACCGGUAGUUGCAAACUCAAUCUGCAAUUCAAUCUGGCUUGUCCAGAUUGAAAUGUGUUCUAAUAUUUUCCUGGUAAGACCCCUUGAAUCCCUCCUAAAAGAAGAAAGACACCACAGUCUUUUUCAUAAGCAAUAAAAAGAAAGUUUGCUCACGAUCAGGCAGAGCACAGUGUGAUCCCUGAAGGCAGGCUUAAGGCUUAAAGUUACAAGCAUAUACAAACAGGUUUACCCCAUAUGUGGGUUGACCUAAUGACUGCAGUUAGCAGUAUGGGAAGUCUGCAGGAUGAAAGGAAGUUGGAAGAGAGAGAGGCAGGCAGGCAGCAUGCCUUGUCCUUUUACCAGGUCUGGAAAGCUCACACCCACCCACUAGUCACAUGCAAGGAAUGUCCUCCAGGUCGGGAGGAACAGGAAGUUUCAACUGGCUGGACCAAACAUCCCCUUGCACGUCCACUCUAGGAAAACAAGGAAUGUUGUACUUGACUGCUCUCAGUGGAUUACAUCCCACAGAAGUUGUGGUCCAACAACAUCUCAAAGGCACUUUGUUGGCUACACCUGCUCUACAAAGUAAGAGUACACAUGUAAUACUGUAUGGACAGGACAAAGUAUGUCUGCACUGCAAGGCCCCAUGCCCUCACAUAAAAGGUGGGGAACUCAAUGGAUGCAUGUAGAAAUCUGACAUAGAGGAAGGAACAGCUGUGGGCAAACAAUGUCCCCUCCCCCAUAGCAAUAUUCAUAAUUCAGUCAUAUUUUCUCCACAUCUAAUGUUGAUUAGUUCCUCACAAUGAUAUUUAAAAUAUAAGUGCAAAAAUAAAAGAGGCUGGGUGUUCUUACAUAUCUUGAUCACUCUGAGACACUGCCCCUCAAGAAAGAGCCAGUGGGGAGACUUGAAACUGUUUUACUUUGGGCAAAUCAAAAUUAAGUGUGUGUGUGUGUGUUUGUACACACAUCCAUUCUGAUAUCACAUGCAAGUCAAAUAUUAUUUUUGCUCUGUACCUCCUUUUCUGACGAGGUACUGUGUGUGGUCCAGAAGCCUUCAGAAUAACAAAGGAUGGUUCAGUAAGAGAUGUAAUUGUUACCUGUGUCAUGCUGUUGAGCCACAAACCUCAGAAACCUCAAUGUUCAUUAGUCAUCCAACCACAAACAUUCAUCAGCUGGUACUUCACCUGUUCCACAAAUAAAGACUUCCUUCUCCACCAGCAUCCUGCUAAACACUUGGCAACAUGUAUCACCAGGAGUCAACUGUUCAAUUACCCAUCUAGCAUGGGCUUCAUGCAAUCUUUAUUCCCAGAUUUCCAGAGUUCUGUAUUCACAGAGUUUCUGAGCUCCCAGUUGUAGCAUCCAAUUGGACCUGAUCCCAGCUGAACGCAGGGUUUAAAGCCGGCAUCAAUCAGCUGAUCAGUGGUGACUUCAGGGUCCGCUGGAUUGACUGUGCUUCAGAACAUCGGUAGCUGCAAUGUGUAGCUAGUUCAAGUGGGCCUUAAAGUCAUCAUCAAGACUUGAAGCUUCACUUGAAUUGGCUUGUAUCCUGCUGGAAACUCAGCGCAGCUUGAGUUCAAACCUGAGGUUGGUGGGGAAGAGGUUGGUGUCUCCGCUGCUAAUGGGGCUGGGAUUCUUGAAAAGGUUGGUGGACAGGGUGGGCUUCCAGCCAAUACAGCAAGGCACAUCUUAAGGGCCAAAGUACACAUGACCUGCAGGGAUGCAAUCAACAUUUUUUUUGCAUUCCCCGCCCCCUCCAAUAUAGAUACCAGGCAAAGGAGAUCAGACCAGCAUCAGAACUGCAGGACAUCAGGAGGGAGUAUUAAAUCAUUUUCUCCUGUGCCAAUGGGAGCCUUCCCUCCCAAAGGAAAUAGCUGCUGAAUGUCACAAAAUUAAUACCACAGUUUGGCCCUGAGGUCUUGAGCACAGACCACUAUGGCUGGAGGAAUCUUGAGGUGUACAUUGAGGAGGAUUGAUGCCUCCUUUCAGAAACACUGCAGAAAUUGGAGUUCUUGGUGAAGUCCAGGAAUAAACAGUAAAUUGCAAGAACUCGGGCCAGGAGGAAGAUGAAUUUCAAGUGAAUCUUCAAAAGGUUUUAUUUUAUGUAAUGAAGAAUUCAAAUAGGAAUCAAUUCCAGUAUAAUAGGCAAAUAAAAAUAAAUUCCAGUGAAAAAAUCCCAGGAAGAACAUUGCUGACGAAGAAUUGUCGAAACAGGGCCUUGUCCUGGGAUUUUUUUCACUGGAAUUUAUUUUUAUUUGCCUAUCAUACUGGAAUUUAUUCCUAUUUGAAUUCUUCAUUACAUAAACAAAACCUUUUGAAGAUUCACUUGAAAUUCAUCUUCCUCCUGGCCCGAGUUCUUGCAAUUUACUGUUCCUUUCAGAAACACUGCAAAAAUGCAGCUUAUGGAGCUUGAGUGAGGAGAUUUCCAAAGAGUUAAAGUGAUCUCAACAAGCUGGAGACCUAAGCACUGAAGCAUUCAAAAUAAGAACACAAGAGGAGCCCGCUGGAUCAGGCCAAUGGCUCAUCUGGUCCAGCAUCCUGUUCUCACAGUGGCCACCCAGAUGCCUGUGGGAAAACAACAAGCAGGAUUAGAGCACAAGAGGACUCUACCUUCCUGUGGUAUAGAGUAUACCACAGCAUGGAAUACAAAUUGCUACUGCUUCUAAGAUGAGGCGUUUUGUUUCAGUUAAAAGCCACGUCUCUCCUUCAGUAAUAUGUAGCACAACUUGCAUUGUGUCCUCACACUAUUUUGUUGAACAUUACAUUUGCCAACAGCAGCAGCUAAUGACAUUGGUUUGGUAAGUGAGCAGUGUAAUGACAUCAGAACCUGGGAUAUACUGUACUACAUCUUAGGAGAGGGGAAGAACUUCCCUAACUAUUGCCUUCAGCAGGCUUCCCCAAACUUUGGCCCUCCAGAUGUUUUGGACUACAAUUCCCUUCUUCCCUGACCACUGGUCCUGUUAGCUAGGGAUCAUGGGAGUUGUAGGCCAAAACAUCUGGAGGGCCGCAGUUUGGGGAUGCCUGGCCUUGAGCUUCCUAGGAAGGCCUGCCUCAAAGGUACAGUAGUGCCAUAAAAUGAACUAGUUAGUACAGCUCCUUACAAACAGAUAAGAGGCACAGAGCAACAGUGACACACAGCGGCUGAAGUGAAGAAAUGCAGCCCUGAUCAUUUUACACCAGGCUUCCUCAACCUCGGCCCGUCAGAUGUUUUGAGACUACAAUUCCCAUCAUCCCUCACCACUGGUCCUGCUAGCUAGGGGUCAUGGGAGUUGGAGGCCAAAAACAUCUGGAGGGCCAAGGUUGAGGAAGCCUGUUUCACACCAAAGGGCUAUUCUGAAUGAUCCAUUUAUUGAGCUUUCAUCUGGAUUUGCUUUCUUCCGAAAAAGCUUGCAUGGAGGGUAGACUAUAUCUGGUCUUUAUCAAGCAUUCAUGCUGAUCUGUUUGCAGGGUGGUUAUAUGCAGGGAUGCCAAGAGAAUUUUCUUGCUGCAUUCCCCUGCAAUUUAUUGAGAAGAACUGCUGCUAAUGUUGAUCUAUUAAUGAGGGGGCAGUUUUACGUUAGGUUCAAAUUCCUGGCUUCCCUGAAGUGAUCUUCUUACUUUCAGGAUGCCACUGCCACCACUUUUCAUGCAGAUGAGAUUCUUCCAAUUACACCUAAUGUCUUGCCCCUGUCAUCCAGGCAUGGAUAUUCGAGAUAGAUAGAAAUAAUAAGGAACAUGGUCCUUCAGCAUCCUGCAUUCAGGUAAGCUUUGUGUUCCCCCAACUGGCAUAACUGAGAUUCCACUUGUCCUCUUCUGCAAACCCUGUGUCUCUAUAACUGUGCUUAAAACAGCCAGAUAGCAAAUAAUGGCUCUGUCAGGCACAUGAGCACCCAUGAAUUCUGACAGAAGAGCCAAGCCCUAUCACAUCCUUAGAACUGACCUCAUCAUCUGACACCAGAGCUUCAAAGUAGCAAAGGUCACAGGUUAAGUGGAAGCACAUGGAGAAGGUGGCACGAGGCAGAGAAAAAGAUGGAAGAAGUGUGCGGUAUCAGGAUGUCACAUGCUGAAACAUUCCCCCUGAUGGGCCAUGACAGGUUUAAUUUCCAGAGUACACCCAUUAAAGUGAUGGAUGGUGGCAUUCAGCUCAUGCAGAGUUUGUUUGUGGCUCCCUGCCGCUGUGCAAAGCAUGUUAUUUAGUGGCUCUUAUUUAUGAGAUUGUUUCUGCUGCAUCUGGGCACCUGUCCAGUUUGGGGGGAAGGGUGGUAUUGAGGAGAGAGGGGAAAGGGUUGAUUUAUGGUCAUUUAGCUGCAUGACUCAGAAUGUAAACAGACAUACCCCAUUAAAGACACAUUUUUACCCUUCUCCAUGUAUCUCAGAACCAAUGCAGUUUUACAACACCAAGGGCACUGGCAAGGAUGUUUGUAGAUCCCAUGGAUCUCUCUCAAGGAUGGGGAACUUGGGAAUCUGGACACUGUUGCCUGUGCAUUUGCCAUCAGAACAAAACCUCUUUUCAAGAAUAGAUCUGGGAUAUGUUCUACCAUACAGUACUACUGUUCCCAAGAGCACCUUUGGGAGAGAAGAUGCUGGAUACUAUACUGAACAGUCCACCUGUUGCCUCCAGAUGGCAUAAGGACAUCUUGAGUAGGGUGAGCAGCUAUUUGCUUUUAAGCCUAUUGAACUUUUGUCCCAAUGAGAGAUACCAAAAGACGAGAAAAAAUUGCAUACAUAAACAAUUUUAUGUAUGGCUGCCAGAAUGCUUUUUGCGCAGGGAUGGAAAGAAGAUACAGUACUGUCCCAACUAAGGAAGAAUGGCAGGCAAAGUUAGUGGACUAUACAGAAAUGGCAAAACUUACAGGAAGAAUAAAGAGUAAAGAAGAGAGAACUUUUUAAUAUAGACCGAGGAACAAUUAAACACAUUAGCAGGAUUAAUUUUAAACGAAGCAGUUAAAAGGUUAAUUUUUAAGAAAUUCAGAGAGUAACAAAGUUAAAGGUGUUAAAGGGGAGAUGCAGUUUUGAAAAUUCUUUUAUAAGAAACCAGGGAAGGGGGGAAGGGGAGUCAAAAUAAAUAUGUAUGUAUCUAUCUUUUUAAUGUAUGAUUAUUGUUGUUAAACUGAAAAAUAAAAUUUAA